Oikopleura dioica is the source of this 9441-nucleotide messenger RNA. Lineage: Eukaryota; Metazoa; Chordata; Appendicularia; Copelata; Oikopleuridae. The record is from the annotation of a GenBank genome assembly.
AUGAGUCGACCGGUGAAGAAAGUCGUUCUCGACGUUUCAUCAAGCUUCCCAGAAAAUAAUUUUGCUCAGACAAGCUACAAUCGCGGUGGCAGAGGAGGCGGCCGUGGUCGAGGACGCGGUGGUGGCAGAGGAUCCGGAGUUGAACAACCGUUGAACGAACUGGUCCACUACUGCAGAUCUCAAAAAUACGGCGCCGUCACUGUUAUUCAAACGGAUCUUACUGGUCCACCGCACAAGCCCGUCUUCACCUUCGAAUGCUCCGCGAAAGUAAAGGGAAACUGGUACGCAGCGAAGGGCAAGGACCACUCCAAGCAAAAAGCAAAACAUGCUGCUGCCGCCGCCCUCAGAAAAAUCAUUCACGAGGUAGAGUUUUCCCGAAAUCCGGAAACGAUUCCAACGCGACAGAACAAUGAGCAGCAUCCUAAUCCUGCGCCACUUGGUCCUGGAACUCGAGGAAAACUCCUGACUGGAGAUGAAAUGAGCAAUUUGGCCGGGAUCGGUGAUCAUGCUCAUCUUCCCGAGCCCCCAAAGCCGCCUUCAUUUUUGGAACCAGGGGAAUGCAGAGAUAGUGAUGAAGAAGAAAGCGAAGAAGAAAAUGACGACCCAAACACACCUGCCUGGAUGGCUGCCGGUUUGAACGAGCCUCCUUCUAGCGCGUUGUCGAGGAAAAAGAGACAAGCGAAGAAUCAGAAGGAGCGCAAAAGGGCUGGAAAAGAAUGGGCUUCGAGACAAUUUACGUACGAACCUGACCAGUACGAUCCUAAUAGUUUGGCGAAGAUGGCAACUCCGUUUAAUGAAUCAGUGCCUGAAGAAGGUAUUCGUGAUCCAGUCGAGGAGGAUCCCGCCCAGAUUAGAAAGAUAAACGAGUUAAAAGCUGAAAAUAAAUCAGCUCCAUGGCCCGAGCUUAUAGAAGAAGAUGACAAAGAAAAGCCUUCGACAUCAACUGCUCCAAAUGCUGGAACGUCCAGUACUGGAGUUCUUCGGCCGCCAGUGCCACUUGCACAGGGAACAACGGGACGAGCAGGGAAUUAUCACCCACCGCAAGCGAUGGGUAGUCAGCCACGCCCACCUCGUCCGUUGGGCUCAUUCCCUCGACCUCCUGGCUCAUCCGGAUUGACUGCUCCUCGUCCACUUUCUCAACCAACUCGUCUCAGAGCACCGACACCAAUGAGCCAAAACUUGCGCCCACCAAGGCCCCUCGGGCCUAAAAGUAUGCAAGGCACAAAUCAGUUCAACCUUUUGCCAGAUCGAAAUGGGACAGGAUCGAGUCAAAUCAUGCCCUCCCGCAAAUCCCCAAAGAAGAAGACUCAUACAACUCCACUCCCUCCACCACCAGCUCCGCCAAAACUAAAUGGUGAAAAGAAAAACGCCAAGAAUACAUGGUCCGGCUGGGAUAAAAACGACAGCUGGGAACCAUCAUCAGAAUUUUACGUGGAUCCUCAGUUCUCAGAUGAUGCCUUCGUUGAAAACAAGGAAUUGAUGCCACCGCCGAAAACGGAUAACAACAUCAUUCCUGCGUCUAAAAUGAAAAAAGUCUCCUAUAACAGCGCUAAAGGAUUAGUCAAACCAAAGGGCUGGUCCAGUGUUUGGGGCUGCAAGAGUCACAUCGAAGCUGGAUACGAGGUGUAUUACGAUGUCGAUGAUAUCAAAUUCGGUUUUCCAACGUAUGAGGAGAAGCAAAACUCGAUUACUUCUGCAGAGGCGAUUUGGAAUGAUGAGCUUUUUGAUACUGAAAAGUAUCAAGAUUGGGAGGACGAAUGGGCUGAGUAUGAUCUCAAAAAAGACAAAACAACAUAUUUUGAUGAAUCUUUUGCCGAAAAAGGCCUUAUGCACCACCAACGAGAUCCUCGCGAAGAAGGAGUGCCUUGGUUCGCCCCUCCUCGAAUAGAUGGCAACAACCUUCGCCCCGAGCUUCGUGAUCAACUUGAAAAGCUAGAUCGAGAAGCUCUUUGGAAAGCUGAUGAAAAAGGUGGUAAAGGUGCAACGUAUGAUCUGCCAAACUUUGCUAGAAUUCAGUCAUGUGUAGACGACUGGAUCAAACAGUCGUUUGGAGUUACCGGAACCCAAUUUAUUUACGAAUUCUACUCCAGCAAUGGAUUGCUAAAUGGAUACUAUUGUGCCCUUUGCUGCUAUGAUUGGCCACCUACAGUUCAUCAAGACUGUAUUCGAGAUCAUUUGACCUCGCAUGGCCAUAAAUUAGGAUACCUACGAAGGCAGUACAUGAAGGAAUACAUUGCUCUUACCAACUGGCCUCAUUACGGGACAGACGCCUUGCGAGAUUAUGAUCUGGAGGAAGCACUGGAGGAGAAAAUAAGCAUGAUUGCAAAUAAAGAAGCCGCCUCAUUCAAGAAAGUCGCUGUCAAUGUCCGCACCAUGCAUCACAGAGGCCUGAUUACUUCACAAGCGGAGAAAUUGAGAGAUGGUUUCUUCAAAAAAACAAAGACGAAUCGUACAGCAAAGAAGCUGACCGAAUGGUCACUUGAUGAGUGGCAAUGCUCAAGGUAUCCGUGUGAUUCCGUGAAUCAAUCAACGCGACUUAACUGUUUGAACUGCGGCGAAGCAGCUCCAGCUGAUCCGUACUUCUUUUAUAUCAUCAAAGCUGAGGAAGAUGAUGCUCGCCAAAAAGAGCGCAUGGAGCGGAGAAAGACAAAGUAUGCCAUUCGUGAUCGCAGAAAAGAAUUCCUUGAGCGAAUCCGACAAGGCGAAGAGCUCGCGAGGGGUCCCACUUUGCCAAAAUACAUAAACGCGAUGUCGCAGGUUCCUGUCAUGACUGAUGACGAAAUGCAAUUCUUCCAGGUGCAAGAUUUCAUGAAAUCAAUUGAGGAGUCUCACCCGGGCUUGGAUCUCGAUAAGGACCAACCGUUGCCAAUGGAAGAUGCUCUCGAAGAGAGAAUCAAAGAGAAUGCUUAUAAAAAUGCGGAUACUGUUGCUUGCCAGGACGGUUACGAAUCCGGGGAAAUUCAAGAAUCAAGUGAUAGCAACGAGGAAAAAGAACCAGAAGAAGAAAUUCCAGAAGAACCAAAAUCUCCAAAGGGUGAUGGAAGCAAAACGAGGAAGAGAUAUCGAAGAGCUGUACAGGCGGAAAGACGAAAAGCGCUGAUGUACGAGCGUCCUGAAAUCAGACAACAGCUUGAAUCAGAAGCCUGGAUUCCAAAGAAACUAUCCUCGGGUUGGUGGCUCAAAGAUGGUUGCUGGCUGUGCAAGGUGUGCUGUCACAAGAAUCCCGGAAGUUACAAAUUUUGUUUUGGUUGUGAUAUAGCUGCGCCAAAGAAUAUCGAUGGAAAUAUGAAUAAACAGCUUAUUCAUCCGUCUGUCUUUCACGAAAAUGACUGGAGACAUACUCAACAGUUAAAAAAGUGGAUCGAAAGCAACCCGGAAGCUGAAGCCGAGAAACCGCAAGAUGUUAAAGGUCUUCCCAUUUACAUGCAAAGAGAGCACGCAAAGGAACAAGGUUUAUUCGGUGGUGAUUUCUUCAAACACGGAGCCGUGCGACAAGAUUUGGUGGAAUACAGAGCUCUCCGAGUGAAAACUGCCGAACAGACGAGAAAAAUCAUGAGUCAACAGGGUUUUGCCGAGUCGCCAGACUAUCUAAGUACUCUAGGUGCUAAUAGCCUGGAUACGAGCGUCGGCAAGGGAUGCAAAGAACGUAUAAUCAGAGCAAUGCAACGUCGUGCUGAAAAACAGCUUGCUGGUGAAAAAGUCACUGGUUACCUAAAUCGCUUCCGAAAGAACUUUUCCCAGUGCGGAUGGUGGUGCGAGUCCUGCGAUUAUUACAGUUUCUUUCCUCGUGAUAAAUGCCACGAGUGCAAUACUCCUAGACCUCUUCCUUCUGAGAUCUGGAAGUAUGCAUACAAACGCUCUGAGCGAGCCGAAGCUGUCAUGAAUAUCGAAAAACACAUAAAGAAUACGGAAAGUGAAGGAGUAAACUACUUCGUCGGCAAGGGAAAAUACGCUCAAACGGCGGCACCUGACUGGCUUGAUGCUUCUGAUGGGAAUCCACAUGGCUUCAAACGUACACAAAACGAAUGUGGUGGUAGACAAAAAUACUACAUGAAUAGACAGGAUGAUCUCGCCACGGAAUCACAGAAAAUCGCUGCUUACAACAUGAUGAUAUACAUGACGAACGAGACCAUGGGUGGUCAGGGCUCUGUCCCACAAGGGUUGCCAAUCACUGAACAUGCUCAUCCAAAUGCUACCAAUGAGAGCGUUAUGGAUGAGGUGCGGGCCGAAAUCGACGCCGAAGACAGCGGACAACCCGUUCCGCAGUUCAAUCCACCAAAAGAUCCAGAUAAUGAUGAAGAUGGCUGGAUCAACAAACUUACCGCAACACCUCUUUUGGAUUCUAACAACCAACUUCUCUCAUUUGAUGAUAAGCUUCUUGUUUACAAAAAGAUGUUCGAGGAACUAGAACAGCUUCGAGAGGAAGCAAAGCAACUUGAAGACCAAGCUUCAUCAUCGGAGUCCGAAGAUGAAGAUGCAAAAAGAAUCGCUGAAGCUAAGAAGAAAGCAAAAGAAGAUGCUUUCCGGUCUCAAAUGGCUUAUCUUCAUCAUGAAGACUUCUUAUAUCAACUUGGACAGGAAGUGAACGAUCGAGAAGACCGAAUUCGUAAUAGAAAUGCGACCUACGAUGAUGUAAAGGCAGAACCUGUAGAUGAGGACUUUGUUCCAGCUCGACUCAAGAAUCGAUUUGCUGAAGAAUUUGACAAUCUGGUCCCAGACGAGUGUUUUGAUUUGACUGGAAAAACAGAUUCCGAAGGGUCGAGCUCCUCUGGAUCAGACUCCGACAGUGGUGAUUCAGACUACUACAACCCGCGACGCAAAAGAACUGAAAGGGGUAAAUACAGAAUCCCACAUCGCCGUGAUGAGUACACUGUUUCUGAUGAAGAGCGCGAUAUCCGUGCUCGAAAGAAGAAAUACGCUCAUAAACCACCACCAGGCAUCCCACAAUCUCAGUGGGUCGGAAAAUCAGAUCUCCAAAAGUUGAAAGAGCAGUAUCGGGAACGAACUAUAGAUGAGGCUUCAUCCCGAAAAGCUGAAACCUUUGGUGACUCUUCAAAGGUGACUUUCGUCGAUGGCGUAGAAAGGAUUGAAGUUCCAAGUUUCACGAUUGCUGGCAUGUCCGAGAAAGAGAUCAUGGAUAUGAACGAAGAGCUUUAUCAGAUGUCAGACAGAGCUCCUGAUACGUUUAGUGGAAGAUCUCAACGUAAACGCGAUGGCUUGUACUUCGACGAAAUGGGCCGCAGACGAUACCUUCAUAAAGAAAGUGACAGAUAUCGAUCGCCUUCUCCGGACUGGCGCGUUCGUAGAGAUGGUCGACAUAGACGAGACGAUCGCGAUAGAAGAUCGCCUCCGCGUGAAGCUCGCCGAUCCCCUCCCCGCCGUCGUCGGCGGUCGAGUGGAUCUCCCGAGUUCACUCGCAAUGAAUACGAUAAGAAGCGAUACAAGAAUGUGUCUGGCUUCUACCCAGACGGAACACCUCGAUGGGGCCCUGAUCAUCCCGAUUUUGAUAUGGAAAGAGACAAGAUUCCGUAUUGGUAUUGUGUCAAGCAUGGAAUCAAGGCGAAAGAACACAAAGGAUGGCGUAGCACAGAACAGAAUAAUACCACUGAUUUGAUGCCUAUUGAAAAGUGGGGCUUCGACAGAAAACGCAUGCGUCAAGAUGUUGAUAAAAUGUAUGAAGGCAAAAAAGAAGCUCACGGAUGGGGGACCAAAGGAGCUGAUUAUGAAGCAAGGCGCGAGCGUGAUAUGGAAAAGCGCGAGAGACCUAUCAGUCCUGAACGGAGACGAAGGAGACAGAGUUACGAAAAUCGUGUUCGUUAUUCUGACGAAGAGGAUAGCCAAGAGCGAGUCUUUGAAGCUGGUAAUGAUCGCCUUCGUGAUGCUAUCGGUCGUCGACAUGGAAGAGAUUCAUCGCCUCAGCGACAAAGAAAAUAUUCAGCAGAGCACGAUGAUCGCUCUAGCAGACGUCGACAUUAUAGUAGCUCACCAGAAGAUAGAUCUCAUCGAAGAAGAAGAUAUAGCGGUUCACCUGAAGAUAGAUCAUCUCGAAGAAGAAGGGAUGACAGGCGUAGUCCAGAAGAUGUUGAUGGCCGAGAUGAAAAUAUGGUUGAUGAUAUCGUGGAUAUCUUGCAUUCGCGGCGUUAUGGAAAGGAAUCGGAAAAGAUACGAGACAUUCCAGAGGACGACCGUGACGCAAGAAAGAAGAGACGAGAAGAACGCUGGGAAAGGAAACGCAAGAAAGAAGAGAAGAAAGAGAAGAAGCGCAAAAAGAAAGAGAAACUCGAAGAGCUCGAGGAGAAUCUCAAAGAAAAAGUACUCAAGAAAAUUGACGAAAAAAUUUCAUCCCUCAGCAAGAAACGGAAGGGUAACGAUUCAGAUGCUGAGCGUAAGUCUUCCUCGACAAAUUGUGGCGGUGAAAACGAGGGAGAUAAACAUGAGAAACCUCAAGAAAUCUCAUCUGAUUCCGAAAUUAGUGACAAUGAACACGGCGCGAGAAGAAGUCAGCCUCAUGAAAUCUCUUCUGAAUCUGAGCCCCACACUGACCAAGAGUUCUUUGAUCUCCCAUCACCAACUGAGGAGGGCGAGGUUGUUCCUUCAAAGGAAGAAUUCGAAGAGUACGGAAAGGAGAACUUCUCAAAAAUGGAGCGAGAGUUUAGUUUGAAGGAGAAAAUUCGUAGACGGCUGAUCGAGCGAGAAUCUUUCCUUCCGUUUGGUUCUGUACGAUUUGAUACGAAAGGAGCUCCGGUCGAAUAUCAAACUGAUAUUCACAAGAUGUUUGACGAGUUAAAGGAGAAACUAGAACGAGAGAAGAAUAAUCCUGAGCCGGAACAGUCAGUUGCCGAACGCGUCAAGUCGAAGACCUUCUUUGAUUCGAUUACGAAUGCUCAAGAGCCAAUUAUGACUGAUAUUGAGACGGAUAAUGAGUAUGAAACGGCAGCGGAACAAUCAGACUACGAGGAGGACGAGCUGGAAAUUGAGAUUUCUACUACACUGAGGCCAUCAUUUGACGUUCUGAAUCCGGCAGAAUUAGCCGCCGCGCAGAAAAAUGCUGAAAAGAUUGUCAGACGAGUUACAUCACCCACGGAGCAAAAACCAGUUUCUUUGACCAUAAAGCCGUCAAAGCCAGCGAAGCAAAUCACUCACUCAGUAGAUCUUGACUCUGAAACAGAGUUCGACCCCGCUCCGCCAGAAACAUCCGCCUUUGGAGAUGCUCCCCCGAAGCCCGUCUCGCCACCCAGGAGCAGGAAAUCGCGACAAGAACCAAGGACUUCAACUGAAGAAUCUAAAUCAAUUGAAGGUCGAACGCCUUCUUGGGCAGCGCCAACGGAGAAAAGUGAUGAGCCACGCCCCGUCCCGCCGCCAUCAAUCACCAAAAAGGAUGAGUUGAUGCCCGAUCGAAGGCGUACGAGAAAAAAAUCAUCCCCCGAACCGCGAGAAGAUUUGAUGCCCGAUCGACGAAAAACAAGGAGGAAAUCAUCUCCAGAGCCUCGCUCAACGCGUUCCAGUGCUAGUAUCAAAAAAACUGCUGAAUCGUCUCGACCUUCCGAUCGAAGUCCAACGACCUCAAAGCCGAACAAGAGUUACAGCAAACAUCGCGAUAGAACAGAAGAUUCUCAUGAGAAAAAGUCGAAGGCCUCAAAACGUCGAAAAUCUCCUUCUCCUGUCAAGGCGAGAGCGUACUCCCCGCGAAAGACGCGAGGUCAACGGGCUGCUGAAGCGAAAGACGCAAAAAGCAAUAUGGAAAAUUUCGAAAAUAUGCCUACGUUGUGGGUGAGCCCAGAACGAAAUCGAGAUGAUAAAUCCCAGCCUUCAACUUCAAAAAGUAGACGUUCAAGGUCGAAAACCCCGAAACGCAGAUCAGCAGAAAGGAAACCAACAAAGAAAUCCAGAUCGCGAUCUAAAACCCCAAAACCUUCAUCGACAGCUGCACCUGAAAGGCGAAGCUCAAAACGAAAACGAGACUCCUCGUCUGAGGGUAAAAAGAAAGAGCGUUCUCGCAGAGACUCUAUUGACGCUUUUGAUGAUAUCAAACCAAAAUCAGACGUCACGACGAACGAUUUAAAGGCAAGACUUCUAAAGCGGAUGCGGGAGCGUAAAGAAGGCAAAGAUUCACGAUCACCAAGUCCUUCACCAAAGAAACUAUUUGCUGCAUCAUCUUCUGGUGGUUUCGGAAAAUUGAAGGAGUCAUCGCCCAAACCAGAAGAAACAAAAAGCCCGAAACAUCUCUUGAUCAUGCUUCGAUUGGUACGAAAGGGAGUUUCGCAGCGAGCCCUGUCUGCUGGAUCUCCAGUUUUCCCUGGAACUGGCCUCAACGAGGAUCAGCUUGUCUGGCAAGACGCCGCUCAAAAGUGGGGUGCCGCAGAGCUCGGUCCGUACUCGGCUGAGUGGGACGCUAAAUGCCACUAUCCAAUCGACGUUAUCAAGUCCUCAGCUGAACAAGGUUUUCUUGGACUGUAUACUUCCGAAGAUGUUGGAGGCAUGGGCCUUUCCCGAUUGGAAACGUCUAUUGUUGUUGAGGCACUGAGUGAGCAUUGUGUUCCCACCACGGCCAUGAUGACGAUUCACAAUAUGGUAUCCUGGAUGAUCGAUGUUAACGGAACUCCCGAACAGCGGGAAGAAUUUUGCCCAAGAUUGACGUCCGGCGAAAUCAUCGGCUCUUACUGUCUUACUGAGCCUGGCUCCGGCUCCGAUGCCUCUGCUUUGGCUACUACUUGCAUUCGUGAUGGCGAUGACUAUGUUCUCAACGGCUCAAAGUGCUUCAUCUCCGGCGCAGGCGUCCAUGAUCUCUAUGCCGUCAUGGUCCGAACUGACCCUUCCACUAAGGGGCCAAAGGGAAUUUCUUGCGUUCUUAUUCCAAAAGAUACUCCUGGUCUUUCAUUCGGAAAGGACGAAACUAAAAUGGGCUGGAAGUCCCAUCCGACUAGAGUUCUUAUCAUGGAAAACUGCCGAGUGCCAGUCAAAAAUCUUCUUGGCGUCGAAGGCAAAGGCUUCAAUAUUGCCAUGUCUGGUCUUAACGGUGGUCGAGUAAAUAUCGCUAGCUGCUCUCUCGGUGGCGCCCAGAAGGCCAUCUUAGCCGCAAAAGAACAUAUCGGCGUGCGAAAGGCGUUCGGACAGACUCUUGACAGACAACAGUAUCUUCAGUACAAAAUGGCCGAACUUGCUACGCAAUUGGUGACCUCGCGACUUAUGGUUCGACACGCAGCUUCGGCUAUUGACAAUAAGGAUCCAGCUGCUGCUUCUCUCUGUGCCAUGGCGAAGCUUCACGCUACUGAUAGUUGCUCUGAAGUCGCUAACGGUUGCUUGCAAAUGUUUGGUGGAUACGGAUACUUGAAGGACUACCCGUGCGAACAGAUUGUUCGAGAUCUCCGAGUUCAUUCUAUCCUCGAAGGAGCCAACGAAGUUAUGCGUUUGAUCAUUUCCCGACAGCUUCUCGCAGAGUAA